Puntigrus tetrazona (Sumatra barb) is the source of this 2211-nucleotide messenger RNA. RefSeq names its product growth hormone secretagogue receptor b (gene ghsrb). Gene Ontology annotation, biological process: hormone-mediated signaling pathway; G protein-coupled receptor signaling pathway. NCBI's taxonomy places the organism in Eukaryota, Metazoa, Chordata, Actinopteri, Cypriniformes, Cyprinidae. The transcript is spliced from 2 exons. The coding region runs from base 202 to 1302 and encodes 366 amino acids. Gene Ontology annotation, molecular function: growth hormone secretagogue receptor activity. Gene Ontology annotation, cellular component: plasma membrane. The record is from RefSeq and is a predicted model, not a curated record.
UUAGUCCGGGCACGCAGAGCGCAUGCGUGGAGUAGAUUGUGUACCCCCCGCGCGCAGCUCCGGGCGCAUCAUUGACAGGUUACUCGCGUGCACUUCUCAUACUGUGCAUUGAACACCUGUAAGAUGUGCAUGGAAACAACAACUGGGUGGAAAUCACGAGGUGCCAUUAAGCCCGUGCAAACCCUCUAAAAUCUCAUCACAAUGACUAAUUGGACCAACGUGUCCAGCUGCCCGUUCAGCAUCACUUUAUGCGCCGAGGACAUUAUGGAUAGUAACGCAACAGCCGAGGACUUUGAGUACCCCGUCCAUCUCUUUCCAGUCCCCAUCCUGACUGGCAUCACAGUGACGUGCUCGUUCCUGUUCCUCGUCGGAAUCGCCGGGAACCUGUUGACCAUCCUGGUGGUCACCAAAUACAAAGACAUGCGAACCACCACGAACCUGUACCUCUGCAGCAUGGCACUCUCAGACCUGCUGAUCUUCCUCUGCAUGCCCCUCGACCUGUACCGGGUCUGGCGGUACCGGCCGUGGAACUUCGGCGACGAGCUCUGCAAACUCUUUCAGUUUGUGAGCGAAAGCUGCACGUACUCCACCAUCCUCAACAUCACGGCGCUCAGCGUGGAGAGGUACUUCGCCAUCUGUUUUCCCUUCAGGGCGAAAGUCAUCGUCACGCGGGGUCGGGUAAAAGGGGUGAUCUUGCUCCUCUGGAUCGUGGCUCUGUGCAGCGCCGGACCCAUAUUCAUUCUGGUCGGGGUCGAGCACGAGAACGGCACCAACCCCUGGGAGACCAACGAGUGUAAAGCCACCGAGUAUGCCAUCCGCUCCGGACUGCUUACUAUGAUGGUGUGGGUCUCCAGCGUGUUUUUCUUCCUCCCGGUCCUCUGUUUGACGGUCUUAUACAGCCUCAUAGGCAGAAGGCUGUGGAGAAGAAAGGAGAACCCCGUCGGACCCAUUUCUAGCCGGGAAAAGAACAAUAAACAAACGGUCAAGAUGCUAGCUGUGGUGGUUCUAGCGUUUGUUCUCUGCUGGCUGCCGUUCCACGUGGGUCGUUACCUCUUCUCCAAGUCGUCCGAGGCCAAUUCACCCCUCAUCUCCCAAAUCAGCGAAUACUGCAACCUGGUCUCAUUCGUGCUGUUUUACCUCAGCGCCGCGAUCAACCCCAUCCUCUACAACCUCAUGUCAAAGAAGUACAGGAGCGCGGCAUGCAAACUGUUCGGAGCGAAGCGCGCUCCCGGACGCUCGGUGCAGAGCAUCGUGAACGCCGAGAGUUUUUCGGUGUGGAACGAGUACAGCUGGAGCACGUGACAGAGGAAAAGCCUCGGUCAAUAAAAGUGCACUUUUUAAAAGACUUAAAAAAAAUCUUCACGAGAACGAAAAGGACCGUCGACGUUAAGCUCGUGCAUUUUUAAUUUUAACCAUCCAUUUGAAGAGUCAUAUAUCAUAAAACCCAGUGCAUAUUUUCAGUUUAGCCUGUAUAUAGCAUUCAAAAAUAACUGCUGAGCACUGAAAAUUAUAUUAUUAAAUUACACACGAAUCUAAUGCAGAAUGCAACAUUUUGGUAUUAAAAUAAUAAAAAUAUAUUAAUUUAGCGGGUUUUUUAUUUAUUUUUUGAUGGUGACAUUUAAGGCACAACAUAUUACCUAGUGCAUACACCAAAUGGGCCUAUUAUUGUAUAUCAUGAAGAGGUUUACGCACAGGUAUUGCCAUCAGCAGUACCACAGCAGACACCAGCGGUGUGAGGAUGGUAUUCAUGCAAACUGUACAUAUGCACAAUAACCCAAAAAUGCCUUAAACUGUGUGAAGUACUGGAUGACAGAGCACUGUAGAUGCAAGCACUCCAACAUUGUACCCUAUGUGGGAGAGAUACAAUGGUGCUGAAUGCUAAAAUCCCAUGCCAUAAAAAGCUCUCACCAAGCUUGUGUUGUCAGAUUUUAUCAUUUACAUGUGUAGCAGCCAUAAAAAGUGCACUUAUUGCAGGUUUGUGAACACUGCUGCCACAGUCGUUUCGUGUAAGCUUUGUUUAAAUUCUGCCUUUGUUGCUUGUUGGCAAUGGCAGUGUAAUUUAAAUGUAAAACUACUUCUUGAGAUGCUUGUAAAACACUGAAUAUUUGACAUGUUUUAAUAUUUCUUAAAGAUAUUUGAUAUAUUAUGUCUAUUUGCCUUUUAACGCACACUGUGAUACAUUUUCUGGAAUGUGUUCCUGUGUAAUAUACA